Echinostoma caproni is the source of this 693-nucleotide messenger RNA. Lineage: Eukaryota; Metazoa; Platyhelminthes; Trematoda; Plagiorchiida; Echinostomatidae. The record is from the annotation of a GenBank genome assembly.
AUGAUACGCUUCUUUUGCUUUUCAGACCAAAGAAUGAGUUUUAUCAAUUCUGUACUGCAGUUUAACCCCCAGAAUCUAAAACCUACGCUGGUGGACGUGAGAAACAUAGAUGGAACGGUUACAGUCACGGACAAGUAUGGAACUGUGCUGAGAGAUAGACAAGUUGAAAAUUCCGAGCCAAAUUUUUCCCAAUAUGGGUACAUAAUGAACCCUAAUCCGGAUUUGCAGAUAGGAUGUAUUAAUCUUGAUGAAUUUCGCAUUUUGUUCGGUUCUGCCGAUGUUGCCGGUGAUCUAAACUGUUUAAAAUCGAACGGAAUCACGCACAUAAUAAAUCUUGUGUCAAGUUUUGUGCCCAAUUCAUUUCCGAAUGAUUUUGAAUAUUUAUCUCUAGUAUUGUAUGACGAUAUGCAGUUUAGAUUGCGCGAUUCUAUCUACCAGUGUAUUGAUUUUCUUCGCAAAGUCAAGAGAAAAAAGGGAACUUGUUUCAUACACUGCGACGCAGGUCGUUGUCGUGCACCAUCUAUGGUCAUAGCCUAUUUGAUAAAGGAGCAUGAGUAUUCUUACGAACGUGCUUACAACGAAGUGAACAAUGCUCGCAACGUUGCCAUUAACCUCAACUUCAGGGCCCAACUAAUGGCUCUAGCACAACGUUAUUUUCAUCUUCAUUUGUUUACAAAUGCAUGUUUCGCUUGA